Messenger RNA from Macroventuria anomochaeta, 1485 nucleotides. RefSeq lists its product as uncharacterized. Bases 112 to 1116 code for a protein of 334 amino acids. Lineage: Eukaryota; Fungi; Ascomycota; Dothideomycetes; Pleosporales; Didymellaceae. The transcript has 3 exons. The record is from RefSeq and is a predicted model, not a curated record. Gene Ontology annotation, molecular function: zinc ion binding.
CAUUCGCCAACCACCUCACAAGGCUGAACAACACCAAUGCAUGCGCCAGUUACCGUCGCGACAACAACAUUAUCGUGGUCGUAGACCCAGACUUGCAAAUUUAUCACGAGCAUGUCCGACUCCACACGACGUCGCGGAGGUGGGGGAGUUGCACAAAGAGGUCUAUUUGUGGACGGCGUCUGGCACUGCGAUUGCACUCCUCGACAGCCAGCGAACCAUUUUGAAGUAAAGAAACAAGGCCCCAAUCAGGGCAAAUGGUUUCGCACAUGUCAGAAGCAGCAGAACGACAAGUCUCGGUGCAAGUUCUUCCUAUGGGACGGCGAUGCUCACCCACGUGAGGCAGCCGCUCUUGCAAACAACACUCGUACCGAGCCGUCACAUACAACCCCCAAAACACUGUCCAAGCGCCCAGUAUCUCCACCACCCUACACAAUUGAAUCAGGGCGUGGUGAAACGAGUCGAAAACGAGGUCGAGCUACCAGCAUCGACUUGGACGAUGAGUACGGCUUCGAAGCCACCGACGAGGCAUUCAAAAAUGAGCUAGACCAUGUUAUGACUGCAGUCGAAACACCAAGAAAGGCAGCCAGAACAGGCGAGUUGGCGACACCUUCGACAAAACGCACGCUGCCUUGGAAUCAGAUUGCGGCCAACGCCAAUGGAUUACAGACACCGCAGACAACUCGUACUGUACAAGCGGACCCUUUCUCCUCGAGACUGAGCAGAUCGCUACUCACUCCUUCUCGCCCAACUGACGCAGCGCAUUGGACUGCAACGCCCUCUUCGUCGCCUUAUGAGACGCCUACACCUAGUCGCUUCAAGGAUGUGGGACAGGAUGACCUCGUCCGUGAUGUCUUUGCCUUAUUGCACGACGCCAACAUCAAGCUUAGUAUAACGACAGAGAACGACCUUCACACUCUACUAUCGAAGCAUACAAAGGCUGCUGAAGCCCUUAAACGAGGACGCGACGUGACAAGAUCCACCAUCAAAGCUAGGGACGCAAAGAUCACCGAACUCAGCUACCGCAUCAGUACACUCGAAGCGGAACUAGAAGCAGCGGAAGCCACGGUCAAGCAUCUACAAUGGGAAGUUCAGAAUAAAGCGCAUACGAAUCCUUGAGAACGCCGUCGCUUGAAGAAAUUGCUUUCCCGCCCUUGCAAGGCUAGCUGUUCGACAGGCGCCAAUUCAUAACCUGGAUCCAACUCAUCCAGACCCUUGCCUGGCUUUCAGGAAAGUCAAGACGAGAAAAGCUCACAUCCACUGGCCCACUCUCACGCUGCAAAGCCAAUCUCGAUGCUAAUCCUGGAGGAUUGCUUUCUGUGGUACGAUGCGCGAACGCCAUAAAACUCUUCUUCAGGAGGUAGCUGUGAUUCUUCCCAUGAUUUGGUCGGUUCUGACAACCCGAAACUCCUCGAAAGCACGCAAUGAAGCCUUGUAAGCACGAAAUGCGAAAAUCAGAUAGCACCUCCCUCCUCAUGGCUAACAGGC